Molecule: messenger RNA, 11307 nt
Organism: Doryrhamphus excisus (bluestripe pipefish)
Lineage: Eukaryota; Metazoa; Chordata; Actinopteri; Syngnathiformes; Syngnathidae
Gene: peds1a
Product: plasmanylethanolamine desaturase 1a
Molecular function (GO): oxidoreductase activity
Source: RefSeq, a predicted model, not a curated record
GCCCUGAUCUCCGUGGAUGAAAGCCAAGCAGACCCACGUCGAUUAGUGUCGAUUAAAAGGGGGGUCGUUGACGUUGUACGCGUUUCAGCAAGAAAGCAAAAUGCAGACGGUCCCUAAUAUCGUGACAGUUGAACAGGAAGUAGAAACACGGCUUUGGAGUUAAAUGGCUGAACUUAAAGCUAACAUUUGAUGAGUGGCGACAAACAGCUUUCGGGCACACAAUUGCGAGUGACCGCCAGGCGUGACAGAGGUGCACACCGCAGCUCGCUGAAAGACGACACCGGGCCAACAGGCAAAGAGGACGGCCACGUCUGUUGCUACCAUGGCGGCGUCGCUGCUCUCCGAGACCGACAUCAGGCACCGGUCCAUGGCGGAGGAGGAUCCGAACGGAAAUGAGCACGGGGCGGCUGCACGAAGCGCGGCACCCCGCUGGGGACCGCAGCAUGCCGGAGCCCGGCAGCUGGCUCGGCUCUACUCUCCCGGUAAGCGUCUCCAGGAGUGGGUGUGUGUGAUUCUGUGCCUCUUCCUCGUCCUGGUCGACUUCACCUUGCUGCUCCUGCACUUCUCCACCGUGCACGUCUACAAGAUCGUCCUCGGCAUCGUGCUGGGAAUCUUGACGGCAGACUUUGCAUCAGGGAUGGUACACUGGGGGGCGGAUACCUGGGGAUCUGUAGACAUCCCUGUUAUUGGCAAGGCGUUUAUCCGUCCAUUCAGGGAGCACCACAUUGACCCAACUGCCAUCACCCGCCACGACUUCAUUGAAACCAAUGGAGACAACUGUAUGAUCCCCAUCUUACCGCUGGCACACAUGGCCUACAAGUUCCUCACUUACACACCAGAGGCCUUGGCGGCGUCUUAUCCUUGGGACUGCUACGUCCUCGCCCUGGCGGUUUUUGUCAUGCUGACCAACCAGAUUCACAAGUGGAGCCACUCCUACUUCGGGCUCCCGCGCUGGGUCAUGCUGCUGCAGGACUGGCAUGUGGUGUUGCCGCGGAAACACCACCGCAUCCACCAUGUCUCACCGCACGAGACGUACUACUGUAUCACGACAGGCUGGUGCAACUAUCCACUGGACCAGCUGGGCUUUUGGCGACACACCGAGCGUCUGAUUGAGAGACUGACGGGUCAAAAGCCUCGCUCCGAUGACAUGGCCUGGGCCAAGAAGACCGACUGAGCGACGGACGGACAGACGGGCUUGCAGAUGUAAACAUAGCAGACAUGGAGAUGACGUAUGGGAGGAAAGCACAAACACACACACUGUACAUUCUACACGUUUCAGUGCUUCUUUCAUUUGCUGUUUCUAUGUGUGCAGACGUCUGUCUGACAAAGAUUUGUGCAAAAAAAAAACCACAAAAAAAAGUGAUGUAAACACCAACAUAGCUUCCACUGGUAGCAGUCAGUCAGCAUGCGUAUUGGACGCUCGGUUUAACCAAUCAGGUGUGGUAUUGCCAUCACGUCUUGGUUUAGGCGGCUUCUGGAGGUUGGGCUCUCCAGGAGUGAUACCAUGCUGCCUCACACACACACACACACACACACACACACACACACACACGAUCAUAUUGUUCAUGUGAAGGUCCCCUGCUUUGUACUUUAGCUGCUUCCUCAUAUAGUGGCCAGGGGGGGUUAAUUUACUCAACUGCAGAAAGGUCCAAGCAUCUAUUAGGGGCACGGCAAUAUUACUGUAGUAUGAGGCCUUUAUUUAGACAAACACGUUUUUGUACUCGUGUAAAUAGUAUAACUCGCGGUUGAGGAACAGGCGUCGUUUCCACGUCUAGAAGGCUGCUGGAACCACAUAACAUCCGAGUCGCAGCUAGUAAGAGUCCACACUUCGUCUAAGUGGAUGCUGCUGUUUUGGUUAGCAGUGGGCUCGGCAGUUAACUCUUUAACAUCCUGAUGGAUGUGCUUGUGUGUUUAAAAGUGACAUGACGACAACGCUCCGUGCGAUUAACUCGACUGCAGGGCCGGUGUUGGAGCAUCAGGGGGUACGGGGGUGCGUCUGCUUUUCUUUCGUUAAUGAAUUCCAAGGUCCGACAUAAACCCGAUGCUUUUUCUCCAUAGAAAGUCAUGCAUAUGCAACUGACACCAAGAAAUAUGUUUUAUAAACACGGCUUAGAGCAGGGGUCGGGAACCUUUUUGGCUACGAGAGCCAUGAAGGCCAGAUAUUUUAAAAUGUGUAUCUGUGAGAGCCAUAUACAUUUUUUUAAACAUUGAAUGCAAUAAAAUGUGUGCAUUUUUAUGUAAGACCAACAGUUUUAGAUAUAAUGGGCUCUAAUUACGUAGACCAGGCACACUACCCCACGCCAAGGGGGUGUGGCCAGCACACUUUCGUGAGCAGCGCAGUGUCCAAUAAUAAAUCUAAUACUUGUUGCCAUUAAUACAACUUCUGCUGCUGCAUGGUUUUGCACCAUACUCCGUACAUGUAUUUCAUUCUUUUGGCCAUCUUCGUCAGAAGGCUUGGUUCUGCAGCUUUAGCUAGGUGACUAUUUGACUAAAGGAGGAAAGUUUAUAUUUACAUGUUGACAUCUCAAUGACCGAGGUAGACUACCGCAUUACCCAGUAAUAAUCGAGUUUUGGUGUUUGACCUGGAAAAUAUCAUCAAGAAAGAUGGAUAUGGUUGGCCGUAUUGCAGUAGAAAAUAGAUGGACGGAUUAAAAUGCAUAAGAAAAUUGUUGAUUAUUUUUAACAGUCAUUUCUGUGAUGUUUACUUUAAAAUGUUAGCAAAAAUACAUUUUUAUUGUGGUAAGAAACGCUUGAGAGCCAGAUACAGUCAUCAAAAGAGCCCUACCUGGCUCCCGAGCCAUAGGUUCCCUACUUCUGGCUUAGAGGUUUACACGUGGAGAACAUUCAAAAUAAGGAUAAACGGCACAUGAAACAGACGAUUUUUGCUUCAAUUAAACACUAAAAUAGUCUCAAAACCACAAAACACAUUUUUAUUGUCUUACGUUCUAAUUUUUACAUGCAUAAAACAAUUAUAAAUGUAUAGAAAUGAUGAAUUUAAAGGGAUAAAUGGACAUUUAAGGUUACUAUUACCCUCUUUUGAAGAUGUGAUUGUUGACAAAGACACCAUGUUGCAGCGAGAUCAACACCUUGGAAGUGAAUUGACCAAUGCUUCUCACCUUCUUUAUCAAAUGGCCGACACUUGCAACUUGCUUUGGCUCCAUCUCAGCCCUGAUCUUGAGGUGCGAAACGCUACUUAUCCCUUUACAUGCAUCAUUUUUAUGUAUUUGUACGCAUUUAGAAGCAGUUUUCUGCAUGUAAAACUAACAUGAGGGUAAAGUCGGACCUUGUGGAAUGGACUAAUGACGCUUAUCAAGGCUCCACUUGCUUCCACCACGCCGUAUUACAUACCACAUACCACCCAUUCCCCAGCCAUAAAGUACAUGUACGUCAUGUAUUUGUAGUAUUUUAUUCCUGAUCACGCAAUACUGUAUAUACUACUUUUGUAAUCACACUCUCGUUCCCAUGGCGUGUAAAUACACAACAAUUGUAAAUGGAUUUGGGAUGACAGUACAUCUCAUUGGCUGUUACGCUACUGGAGAGUCGCCAUGCUUAGCUCUACAUGAUGGAAUCCUUUCAUCAACCAUAACAACGCUCUGUAAACGCACACAGUUUUCACUCCCGAUAUACAUGACACACUAACGACUGAGAGGAAACAUACGUGCAGGUAUUGUUUGGCUGUUUUCUCGGGCUUUAAUGUUCUAUUUUCUUAUUAAUGACUCCAGCCUCGUCCUGUUGAAUUCUGACUUUCCAUUUUGCAGCAAAAUGAGCGCUGCUUGUCUGCCUUAAUGUUUUUAUCUGCUAUUUAAUUUGAAUAAAUAGAAAACAAUUCCAGCUUGAUGUCAAGUGUACUGCGUGCUCUUUGACAGUAGAUGUGAAGAUGUGAAGCUUGCCAUUGUUCUAACUAAGUCUGUGGUUCAGAUCCGAGCUGAGCUGCAGUUAUACAGUAAGGCUCUUACGCCCUCUAGUGUCAAGUUGAUGUUACUAGGCCAGGAGGUGCUGUCUACAGAGGAACUUUCAGCCAUCCAUCCAUCCGUUUUCUUAUACUCACUAGGGUCACAGGUAUGCUGGAGCCUAUCCCAGGCAGGGUACACCCUGGACUGGUCGUCCAGCGAGGGCCAUAAACUGAAAACUGAAAGGAUCCAAACCUUUAAACUAAACCAACCCUCCAACCUAAUCUCCCCCAACCAAGACCAAAUCCAUUUUACCCCAACUCUAACCCGUCCUAAAGGCAACCAUGAUCCGAACCCUCCCUAAUGCCAAACUCCUAAUCCUCCCUAACCCAAACUGGUACCCUAAAUCAAAUUAGAACCCAACCCGCACUACUAGCCCUAGUCUAUCCUACCUGUAACCCUUAGUCCACCAUAACCGUAACCAUCCCCAACAUCUAAUCAACCCAACCCACUUUGACCAGGGUUUUGCAGCACUGUUAAUUAGCUAUAUUAGCUAUUGUUGAGGUAUAAGGUAUACCGGUACCUUGCGUUGACAUUACAUCGAGAAAAAUGAAAACUCACAGUGGGCUCUGUCACUGCACGUGACCCCGCAUGGGGUUUCACAGCAGAUCUGACAGUUUUCACGACUGUUAAUUGAUCUACUUCUAAAGAAGCUGGAGUCGGCUUCGUCACUAGCAUGGCGACAGUGUCCGUCACACCUGAGUGUGAUCCUGUGCACGCCGACUGAUCUCACAUCUUCAUAUAGCUCACAGUGAGAGCUCCUUUGUCAUUCCCACAUUACCACAAGUGUUUUUUCACUGUCGCAUAGCGUGAACAAGACACACACUCACGCUUUGCCGACAUGUUGGAUCUCAGUAGAUGCCCGACAUGCUCCAAUGAUCAUCUUCUGAGAGACAAACUUAGACAUCAAGCGAUGAGUGUUGCCUGCAUGGUUGUGGUAGGCCACCUUGCAGUUGUAUAAUUGAACUAUAGGAGUCCCGGGCUUGACCCCUGGGGAACCCCAUUUGGUCUGAAACGCACCAAUUCAAAGUAUUACCUGUCGUCCAAAUCAUUGAACCAGUUUAGACCAGUAUCACACGUUACGAGGGGGCUUAUUUUAUAAAAAGCCUAGCUAGCCUUUGCUAGCUAUCCAUGUUGUUGCGUCCUUUAGCAUUGUCCUGCAUAAAAAGCAUCGCCUUCUUGUAAGAUGUCAACUUUUUCUUGUACCACUGUGUGAAGAAAGCGUCCCUAGAAACCGGCAGUAGUGUUUGGGAUUGAGUCCAUCUCCAACCCGAAAAUAGCCCAACAAGCUAAUCUUUAAUAAUUCCAGCCCAUACCGGAACCCCACCUCCAUCUUGGUGGCACCUUUAAGUAGAAGUGGUGCUCUCCAUGUGAUUAAUCAACAAUCACGUAAUGAAUCAAUUCCUGGUGAUGUCCAUCCACCUGUUGCUAUCUAACGCUGCUCAUUAUUACAAAUGACGUUCCGCAGCCCAUAGCUGUCUGGAACAGGAUGUCGGAAUGGAAGAACUCCAUGUGUACACACAACUCACAUGGAAUGGCGGCUUUAACAAUGAACUUGUCACCUUGUUAAUGCGUUGUUUCUCUGUGCUGGAGAAUCCUACCGUGAAGCUCGUUAACGUUCAGGUGUGUUCUCACCUUCAGUGUCUGUUGCAAUUUUUUUUUGAAGAUUUGUGGUUUAAAGCUUGCAUAAUUGAGGUGUGUGUGUGUGUGUGUGUGUGUGACACAUCUAGAGGUGCUUCUGUUGGUGAGAAAUCCAAUUAUGAGACCUUACAGGGAAACUACGUGAGGCAAUAUAGAUCUAAACUCUGCACCAGUCUAAAUGAGGGGAACUUUUGUAGGAAGACCUAUUCAAGGUAUUUUGAAUGGAUUUGUACUUUUUUUUAAAAUACUCUGAUACAUUUAGUAAAGAUGCUAAAACCAAUGUAGGUCGUUAUACUCCUGAUGAAAAUGUAUGUAAAGCGUUCCAGUGUAUAGCGUUAUACACGUGUGUUGGGUCACGCCCUGAAAAUACUUCAAAAGGCAUUCAAGAAGUUUUAAAACGUGUGUGUGUGUGUGUGUGUUGUUAUAAAGUAUGAUGUAGGCAGGUAUCUCAUAAAGCGUUGUGGCCCAUCAUAAGGAGCCUGCAGCAAUCUGGCACUAAGAACAAAGGUUUUCCAAACCUGUGACCAAAGUGUGGAUUUGGAGAAAAAUACUGUUCCAUGUUUGGGUAUGUACAUAAAUAACCGGAAUUCUACGUUUCCAAACGUCACUGUGACAAAGUACGCUGUGAUAUCACACACGUGACCUGUGUUUACAUCAGAAACAACAUGGAUUAGUGGUGGGCAAAACAGUUCAUUUCAGUGAACCGGAUCAUUCCGCUUCAUUCAGAAAAAGAUCCGUUCAUUUCGUUUCAAUUGGUGUUUCGACUGUGAUUUCCCCCUCCGUAGACCCGGUCAGCCGUGUCGAGUCAGUCCCUUCACUCAUCUUCACGUUCGUUCCGACUCAACUCUCGGUCAUGAGUCUCGGUCUCUGUCUUUCAGUCAGCUAACCCCGCCCACCCACAGAACGUGGCGCGACGAUAGGAUAAGACAGGCAAGCAAGAAGAUAGUCCCGCCCUCUUCAGCCAAUCAAAAAAAAAAAAAAACAUUUGCAACUGAACGGACUAAACGGGUAUUUUAGAAGCGGUGGCCUCGUUCAUUCCGUUCACAAAAAAGAACUAGUUCUUUUGACCCGUUCGUUCAUGACCGACACACCACUAACAUGGAUGGAUGCCCUGGGAGCUUGUAUCGGUUGUAGCUUCGUUCCUCAUUAACUGCUGUAAUUUCGCUUACCUUAUUGUAAAGAGUCGUCUGCCAACGUCAACAUGGUGACUCUUAAUAUGUCAAAAUAUGCUGUACCUCUUGACGAGAAACAGAGUUUCUUCGGAAUGUGAUCUAAAAACGAAGCCCAAUGAGAUGAUAGCUUCGUUUAUUUCCCCGCCAGCAGUGACACGAAAUGGCCGCUAGAUGGCAGCAUUGUAUCUUCAACUGCAGCGGAGAAUCACGGGAGGAGGAGGACAGUGUGCCACUUGAGAAUAAACAAAGGACAUCAAAUAGUGUUGAUAGUUCUAGUGUUCCGGUGCCAUCCAUCAUGUAUCAGUUCUAAGUGUACCGAACUUCUUGAUGUAUCUCCUCCCCAUCAAGCAGCCCCGGUUGCAUAGGAGCUCAAACAUGAGGCACUCGAACAUACUCAUGCAGAAGGUGUGAAUUUGGGCCUAAUAAGUGCAGGAACAAAAGGAAGAAGGUGAAGGAGAAGGAGGGAGAUGGAGAAAGAGAGAGAGAAGUUGUCAGUGGGUUGAAAAGACGUGGGCGCUUAUUUUAUUUCCUCUGUGAAUACACAACAACAGCGCUGUCUGUCUGAGGUGCUUACACAGCAGAACUUCAACGACACACACACACAAACACACAAAAACACGCACAAACACGCUCGGUUGCAUCCACUCUUGUGUUUUGUAUGAAAGAAAAUCCAACACGGUGAUGCAGUUUGACUGUCACGUCGUCAUGUUCUGUCUCGGUGGGCCGUGUGAAGCUUGGAAGUCUUGGUGGAUCUCCAUAGAAUCUUCUCCUGUGGUGGUUCACUCAUACCUGUGUGUGUGUGUGUGUGUGUGUGUGUCCCUGGAGCCUUGCAGGUUUAAUUUGACCAGUCAGCCGGUCAAAGCCAGGGCCUCAGCAAAUAUAUAUGUGUGUGUGUGUGUGUGUGUGUGUGUGUGUAGGUCGAGCUUAGUGUUGAGGUGAGACAGAGAUCAAUGCAAAGGCAAACACAAAGGUUGGGGCAAAACUCAGUGUCCUCUCGACUUCUCUAUCUCCUAUCCACCUUCCCUGAUCCCUCUGUUGCUUCCUUUUCUUUGGUCCUUCGGUCAAAAUAUCCCCGGCCUCCGUGGAAGUGUGUGUGUGUGUGUGAGAGAGAGAGAGUGGGUGAGUGUGUGUAGCGAGAGGAUCAAUUGAGGGAAAUGGUGGAUUGAUCGCCAGCUAAUAACCCCAGUUGAGUCCUGGCCGCAUACUGACUGACUAAUUGAACAACAGCCACCCAUCUUGGUUUUACGCACACACACACACUUUCACGCACACACACACACAGCGUUUCAUGUAGGAAAAAAAAACAAUGUUCAUGUAAAGACUCUAGAUGUUUCUACUUUUUUCAGUUAUUUAAAUCACCAGUAAGACAUGGGUAUGUUUCAAGUAAAUAGCAGCUCCCAACUAAAAAAAGGAAACCUACUUUUGAAUGAAAUUAAUGACUCUAGAUGUUUCUACCUUUUUCAGUUCUUUAAUCAGCAGUAAAACAUAGGUAAGUUUCAAGAAAAUAGCAGUUCCCAACUAAAAAAAGGAAACCUAUUUUUGAAUGAAAUUAAUGACUCUAGAUGUUUCUACCUUUUUCAGUUCUUUAAUCACCAGUAGAACAUAGGUAAGUUUCAAGAAAAUAGCCGUUCCCAACUAAAAAAAAGGAAACCUAUUUUUGAAUGAAGUAAAUGACUCUAGAUGUUUCUACCUUUUUCAGUUCUUUAAUCACCAAUAGAACAUAGGUAAGUUUCAAGAAAAUAGCAGUUCCCAACUAAAAAAAGGAAACCUAUUUUUGAAUGAAAUGAAUGAUUCUAGAUGUUUCUACCUUUUUCAGUUCUUUAAUCACCAGUAGAACGUUGGUAAGUUUCAAGAAAAUAGCGGUUCCCAACUAAAAAAAAAAGGAAAUCUAUUUUUGAAUGAAAUGAAUGACUCUAGAUGUCUCUACCUUUUCCAGUUCUUUAAUCACCAGCAGAACGUGGGUAAGUUUCAAGAAAAUAGCAGUUCCCAACUAAAAAAAACAGAAACCUAUUUUUGAAUAAAAUGAAUGACUCUAGAUGUUUCUACCUUUUUCAGUUCUUUAAUCACCAGUAAAACAUAGGUAAGUUUCAAGAAAAUAGCAGUUCCCAACUAAAAAAAGGAAACCUAUUUUUGAAUGAAAUGAAUGACUCUAGAUGUUUCUACCUUUUUCAGUUCUGUAAUCACCAGUAGAACAUGGGUAAGUUUCAAGAAAAUAGCAGUUCCCAACUAAAAAAAGGAAACCUAUUUUUGAAUGAAAUGAAUGACUCUAGAUGUUUCUACCUUUUUCAGUUCUUUAACCACCAGGAGAACAUAGAUAAGUUUCAAGAAAAUAGCAGUUCCCAACUAAAAAAAAAGGAAACCUAUUUUUGAAUGAAGUAAAUGACUCUAGAUGUUUCUACCUUUUUCAGUUCUUUAAUCACCAGUAGAACAUAGGUAAGUUUCAAGAAAAUAGCCGUUCCCAACUAAAAAAAAAAGGAAACCUAUUUUUGAAUGAAAUGAAUGACUCUAGAUGUUUCUACCUUUUUCAGUUCUUUAAUCACCAAUAGAACAUAGGUAAGUUUCAAGAAAAUAGCCGUUCCCAACUAAAAAAAAAGGAAACCUAUUUUUGAAUGAAGUAAAUGACUCUAGAUGUUUCUACCUUUUUCAGUUCUUUUAUCACCAGUAGAACAUGGGUAAGUUUCAAGAAAAUAGCAGUUCCCAACUAAAAAAAAAUAAUUAUCUUGAUCUUAUCUUUGAUAAAGAAGGUGAGAAACACGGCUGAAUUCAAGAAUGAACUCCUAGCCAAACACGAAGGUGCUGGCGGAGUUGAUCUCGCUGCCACAUUGCAUCUUUGUCAAUCACAUUAAAUGUUCAUUUGCUCAUUCAUCGAUUUAUAUGAAUUUACAAUUGUUUUUUUUUUUUUAGUAAAGAAUUAAUAAAAAUAGAAUUGUAAAACAACAAAAUGAGACAGCACACCAUGUUAAAUGUAAACAGAAUUUUUUGUUGUGGUUGUUUUUUAUGACCACGUGGUUUGAUGUGUAGUUUGUGUGUUUUACGUUUCCAUGUCACGCCUCGUUGCAAGAACCGUUGAUGUCACACACGUCUCCCCGCAUGGAGAACUCCUUAAAAUCCCUGGAGUUUGGUGGUUUGUGUGAAAAGGGCGUGACUAUGGAGCGUGACUGUACAGCAAUGUGUACCAUUAGGAUGGCCUAUGUAUUUCAUUCAAAACACACACUAAACUACACAUCAAACCCACAAACAAAAAGUCGCAUUUUUAAUGUUUUUAAAGUGUGUGAUUGAGGAGAACAGUCCCGUACGUCCACCAGACACUUCAUUGCAGUACACACACACGUCGUUACAAAUAAGAUUAGUAUGGAUCUUUUUACUCCUCUGCAGGUUCAUGUUGGGUUGUGUGUGUGUGUGUGUGUGUGUGUGUGUGUGUUUGUGUGUGUGUGUGUGUGGACGGACGGGGCGGGCAGGCGUGAUUGUAGGUACCAAGCAGUGAUUUCUCCACAACCCCUUGCUGAUAUGAACACUGUCUGCUAUAUGGUGUGUGUGUGUUAACCUGCGCCUAGCGGUUUUUGUGCCGACACACACACACACACACACACACACACACACACACACACACACACACACACACCUGUAGGGCUCACAUGACUGGUUGUCAAGGCAACUGUCACCAAGCAUGUGAUUGAUAAAACUGUUGCAUGACAGGUGGGAGGGGUCUCCAAGGAUGAAAAUGAUCCAGCACAGACUCAAGGACUUGGACUUUGAUGUCAAUGAAAAAAAUGAAGAAAAGCUUUUUUGUUUACUUUUUAAAAGAGUCAACAGAGUCUGGGGUGAGCAGGACGCAGACCAUGCUCCAGAGAAUGAGUUUUUCGGGAGGUCUCGGAGGCCCCCCCAGCUGUGUCCUGUUCUCUGAGGGGAGGCUGUCUGUGAGGAACAUGGACUUUGGUGUUCAGUUUUACUUGACCCUACACCGUAUAUUCCCACCGCCUUUUGGUGCCCCUUCCCUACCCCACCAAAACCCUUCACCGUCCCAUAUGUUGCAAUGUAUACAUUCACGUAGUGAGGCAAAGCACAUUUACAUAAUCAUAUGAGAAUAUGUGAUGAUACCCGGGGAAGGUACAGUAUCCAUGGCCACUGUUGGAAAGCCCACAUGUUUAAGUCCUGAUGCUGCACUGAUGAUGUUUUGUUGUCAAGCGUUCAGGUUCUCACUUUCUUUUGUGGUCCUUGAACCAUCGGCGGUUCCAGUAAUGGCCCACAUGGGACACACGGGCAAUUCCCCAUUGUCUGGGGUGUGCUGCGAGGGGAGGGGGGGGAGAAAAACAAUCCCAGUCACUGUUGAAAAGACAACCCCCAUUUUAGAGGAUUUUGAUUCUCUGGAUAUGUAAACGUGGAAGAUACCAAAAGAAAUAUUAACCCCCCCAUCUUUCAUUCUUUCAUUCAUUCAUUUUCUACCGCUUAUCCUCACCAGGGUCGCCAAUCCCAGACAUAUAGACAAACAACCAUUCACACUCACAAUUUGGAGUGGCCAAUUAACCUAGCAUGUUUUUAGAAUG